Molecule: messenger RNA, 3188 nt
Organism: Paramisgurnus dabryanus
Lineage: Eukaryota; Metazoa; Chordata; Actinopteri; Cypriniformes; Cobitidae
Product: cortexin-1-like
Source: RefSeq, a predicted model, not a curated record
CAGCCGCUUGGCAGCGGGAGCGCGCCCAGCUUAAACGCGCCCAACUUUGUAGGCGUCUGUCAUACAGGAAUGAGUGUGCACGCAGAUGAAACAAAACACCAGUAAGGGUAAGAUGACCAGAGGCCGUCAACAUUUGUAAAGUUGGUGAAACCUAAACCAAGAUUUCUUUGACUCAACGCUGUCCGCCCACAUCUUCUCCCGGGCCCUGAAUCCACACUUUAGUCCCACUCGAUCGAUAGUACCAAUCUUACCAGACAUUUUCUCAACAUUUCUGUCUGUGAAAACUCAUACGGAGCCAAGCAGGAUCUGACUCAUCAAACUGAUGUACAACUACUAGAGAAAAAUUUGGCCACUAAUUAAACUGCCGUUUUUUUCUCUUACCUUUGCAAAUGGAUUAUUUAACACUCAUAGUGGCCAGAUUCACAUAUUGAUCCAGUGCCCUUCUGGUCUGAUUAGCCAUCCCUCUUCUUUUCUUCCUAAGUACACGAUCUGCCACUUUCAGCAUUAGCCAGAAAUAGACAAAUGUGCCGUCGGGUCAUUCGCGGCUUGAAGUUUGCUUUAGUGCGAAGCGAUAUCCAGCAUGGACAGCAACUGUAAACUACUGUAUAUCCCAUCUGGAGCCAAUUAGCCACAUCCCUGCAGCAUAGAGCAAGCAAAGCCAUUGUGUGACUUGAGUCCCUGCACACAUCGGCUGUUUUUAUUCGCUAGGGCAACCUGUUGUGUCAUGUUCAAUCUCCUCACGCCUUGUCGGUUGAGGACCGGAUAAGAUGUGACGGGUCUAAAAUAAACAGGCCCAUCAUUUCAACCCCUCUAGGAGCAGCGAGACCCCGGCUGUGUCUGGAUUGCUCCACUCGUGUCAAUUUGCAUCCAGGUGCGCGUCCGUCACACGUUCGAGGGUUGCGACUUUGACCUUGAGGUCGCUGUCCCAAUCUGGCCAAUCUUUCCGUACACCCCACCCUCCAGACAGCCUGCAAGUUCUGUCGUCGCCAUCCCUGGAGGAUGAGCGAUGUUUCCACGUUGGACUAUGAGCUGUUUUCACCGGGGCCGUCUUUCUCAGGGGUCACCAGCAGCCCACCUCUUGGCGGAGAUUCCGAACAGAGGACUGCUUUUGCUUUUGUCGGCCUCCUGAUGUUGUUUUUGAUUUUCCUGUUGGUGCGAUGCUUUCGUAUUUUGUUGGACCCUUACAGCCGCAUGCCCGCUUCGUCUUGGACGGACCACAAGGACGGAUUCGAGAGGGGCCAGUUUGACUACGCCCUGGUUUAGCAUUGUGACCUAAAGUCAUCUUUAACGCUGCCUUAACCCAAACUGUGGCCUGUCGAUUAACUGGCUUUGUGGAAGCCACUUUCUCACCACAUAAAAGGGUCGUACGCUGGUUCCUCAGGGCACAAAACCACCAUCCAGAAUAUAGAUUAGUAAUUCAGAGGUCUAUAAAUUUAGGCUACCCUGCAUGAAACUCACUGUGAACUAUACCUAGACUUCUCAAUGUAGAUGUAUUAUCAUUAUGUAUCCAGGAUAUUAAAUCUCAGACAAAACGUAAUCAGGGUCGAUGGCAUAUUUAAUCUUUCGUUGUGUAACGUUUCGUCUGAUUUCGAAUACGUCUUUAAGAAAACCUUCAGCAUUGUUGGAUUUCUGCCAUACGUCUGACAUCUGCUGCCUACCACAGACAAUUUCUGAACUCUGUGAUUUAUAUUCUCGAAGACGUCCUGGAUUUGUGCUCUCAAGGUUGUUUACAGGAAAGAAAUACCCUUUAAUACUUUAUUACAACGAAGUGUCGGUCGGUCCUUGUCUUGAAUUACAUGUAUGCCAUAUGUUUUCUUGAAGUAGUCACUGUUGUAGGAUAUUUGCUUUUCUGCCAACUAAGCUCUGUAAAACGUACAGUAAAAGCAACAGAAAUGCUUUAUUUUUGUAUUCUGACUCGGGAGUUCCCUUUUGGUAACGUGCCGUCUCAGAUUUGUAGCUCUGGUAUUGAACGGAUGUACAAAAUGUGCUAUGUGUGAUGUGCCAAGAAUCUUGUACAUCACGGAAAUGAACGAAUCUGCAUUGCUUUGUAAGUAGAUUGGAUAUUUUCCUAAUUCGUUUUUGUUAAAUUGGUGCAAUUCUGCUAAAUAAAUUACUUGAGAUUUCUGAUAUCCUCAAAGACACAGUGUACUGAAGUGGGGGCGUUCCUGUCCCUUACAAUCAAUAAACCUUUGCAUCUUCAAUAACAGCCAUUUAGUUUCCUUAAAGGGAUAUUUUUCGUCUCAAAAAUGAAAAUUACCUCAUGAUUUACUCAUCCUUGGUGUAUAUAAUUAACUUUUUGCAGAUGAACGUAAUCUGCGUUAUUUAAGUAAAUGUCCUGGGUGUUCUAAGCUUUAUAAUGGUAGUAAAUGGUGCUUGUGAUUUGAAGCCCAAAAAAAGUCCAUACAUCCUUCACAGAAAUAAUCCACAUGGCUUUAGGGGGUUAAUAAGACCAAAAUCCUUUUUUGCAUAUUUGUGUUUGACACAUGAAAACGUCUCUGGUUACGUAUGUAACUGUUGUUCCCUGAGAAGGGAAUGAGACGCUGCGUCUCCCUUGCCAUACUUCCUGGGUCCCUGUAACGCCAUCUUUAGCAAUAUUUCAGAUAGCGAUAUACUUCCUGGCUCCCGCGUCACCUGUGUUUGUCGUUAUGCCUCACCAUUGGUUGAAUUUGAUUUACGCAUUCAGACGCACUUACCCUUGGAGGUGUCCCCAGAGUGUCACAGCAGUGACGCAGCGCAAGUUCCCUCAAAACAAUGUAUUAACAAUGUAUCUUAAAAGAUAACACAAUGUAACCUUGCUCUCACUUGAAAUGUGUCCCCACAUUUAGUCCUUCAAUUUUAGGGUAUUGGACCUGGAAAGUCCUUGAAAGGUCCUUGAAUUUGAAGUUAACUAAGGUGUGGGAACCCUGCCUGUAGUUUGUAAGGUUUUGAUAUUUUUCUACAAAAUUGCACUGAGAAGGUCUUUAUGAACACCCAGAAGCCAUGUGGAUUAUUCUUUGAAGGAUGGAUGGACUUUUUUGGGCUUCAAAUCUAAAGCACAAUUUACUACCAUUAUAAAGCUUGGAACAGUCAGGACAUUUUCUAACAUUGUGUUCCUCUGAAAAAAAAAGAUUAUCAUAUGCAUGAAGGAUGGAUUGAGAGUGAGUAAAUAAUGGGUUAAUUUUCUUUUUUUUGUGAACUAUGCCUUUUAC